Messenger RNA from Pocillopora damicornis (cauliflower coral), 2896 nucleotides. RefSeq lists its product as uncharacterized. The record is from RefSeq and is a predicted model, not a curated record. Gene Ontology annotation, cellular component: plasma membrane. Gene Ontology annotation, molecular function: transmembrane transporter activity. Lineage: Eukaryota; Metazoa; Cnidaria; Anthozoa; Scleractinia; Pocilloporidae. Gene Ontology annotation, biological process: nitrogen compound transport.
AUCCCAUCCAGUGGGGAGUAGCAAUACUCUCAGCCGCUUCAUGCUAAUGAAACCGGAGUUAAGCGCCGGCCCCAUGGGCCACUUGGGCCUGUAUAAAAGACUUUGAAACAAUACAUCAAAUGUGGUCUCUACUCUGUAAGUAAGGCCAGCAACGAGCUCAAAAAGCGUUUCAUGUUUUAUGCUGUUGGUUUUCAAUGAUCAUUAACUUAUUUGUUAAUAGUAACUAUUAAUAUCACCGAUAAUUUAUUUUUAGGUACAAUGACAAUCAGCGAGCACAGGAUGCCAUGAAUGUUACUUUGUUUCACUGGGGUAUUCACGGCUGGAUCGUGUACGUCAUUGUCGGCCUACUACUUGCAUUUGUUGGGUUCAGGCAGGGUCUUCCCAUGACCGUGCGUUCUUGUUUCUAUCCCCUCAUCGGCAAAAAGAUCUUUGGCUGGAUGGGUGACGCAGUAGACAUACUUUCCGUGGUCUGCACCAUGUUCGGCGUCUGCACCAGCCUUGGACUGGGUGUUAUACAGAUGAAUACUGGCUUUAACCGUCUUUGGAACCAGAUUGAAGUCACAACCAGUAAUCAAAUCAUCAUUAUCUGGUGUGUCACUGCAUGUGCCACAGCCUCAGUGGUUAGCGGCCUGAAAGUUGGAAUUCGCCGCCUUAGCGAGAUCUGCUUCAUCCUGGGAAUGUUCCUUAUGCUUGUUACAUUCUUCUUUCAGGACACCUGGCAUAUACUCAACGUUUACGUUCAAAGUGUUGGCUACUACAUGCAGUGGAUCAUUCAGCUCGGCUUUCAUACAGAUGCGUUCGCACAACUAAAUAAUGCGCCGGAUGGCAAGUCCAACCCAGACUGGAUGGGAACUUGGACCAUUUUCUACUGGGGAUGGUGGAUCGCCUGGUCCCCUUUUGUGGGAAUGUUCAUCGCCAAGAUUUCAAGAGGAAGAACCAUUAGGCAGUUUAUCAACGCCACAAUGACGGCUCCAAUAAUUUAUUCGUUCCUCUGGUUUUGCAUUUUUGGCAGCGCGGGUUUGAAAAUGGAACGAGAUGCUGAAUCUCGCAACAUCACUAACGCCACUGGGAAGUUCGUUCGGCUUUCGUCUCGAAAAACAGAAGAAAUGUGGUUUGAUGUUAUGGACCAACACGGUGACCUGGGGAUGUUCCUAUCAAUAGUUUCACUUGUAAGCAUUGUCCUUUACUUCGUAACAAGCUCCGAUAGCGGUUCCCUGGUGAUCGACUGUCUCUCAGCAAAUGGCGAAGAAGAACCACCCGUCAUUCAGCGCGUUUUCUGGGCUUUAACAGAAGGUGCCUGUGCUACAGCCCUGCUAUACUCUGGUGGGACUAACGGGCUGAAAGCUCUACAAGCAGUGUCCAUAGCAUCUGGCGUCCCUUACACUAUUAUGCUAUGUUUCAUGUGCGUGGCUUUAUGGAGAGCAGUUAAAAUAGAAGCUGGAGACUUAGAUCCCCACGGCCCACACUUUUCAACUGGUCUCCUGGAUGUUCUGAUUGAACCCACCAUGUCAAGCGUCCAAAAGGUUUUAAUUGCAAUCGUGGCACCAUGGUAUUCCAUGGGGAAAGCUGCCUCUAAGAUCGCUAGUAGAGAAGACCGAAAAUAUGUUUAUAUGCUGGCCCUUGCUGUUCCCUUUUAUCUCUGGGUUAUUUGCAUGGCUCUUGAGCCAGCGGUAGAGGGAAUUUCUUACAUUGGAUGGACAAUCUUGAUUGGAUUCUUCGCUUAUGCCACAGCUAUCCGUUACUCCAUUCGAGAAAAGUACGCCAUCUAUGGUAACAUGACUGAAGACUUCUUUGCAGUAACGCUGACCUACUUCUUUGCGGCAUACCAGAUGGAGCGUCACAUGGACGACGUUGAACACUUUGACAUAGAAAGCACAAACCAGAGUGGAGGAGUCAGCCAAGACAUCAUGCUCUCCGAGGUUCAUAUCAACAGGAUGACCGAAGACGAUGACGUGACAAAACCAAAGAUAUCUGAUUCUAAAACAAAUGGCUUUGGCUCAAAUGGCCAUGUUAAUGGUGGUGCUGGUGAUAACCAUCACAUGCCCACAGAAAGCCAAGACAAAAGUUUUGAUGAGGCAUUUUGAAAAGAACAAGAGAACAAUCCGAACAGGAAAUCACUCAGAUGAAAUCAGUGCAGAACUGUUUCAGACCAAACCAACAGAACUCUACUACCUUUAUUAUCUUAAAUAUAUAUCAAAACGGAUUUCUUUCUACGUUGUAAAGAUCGCGUGCGCCAUUUUAAGUUUGUUAGAGGAUUAGCAUAAGCGGGAGUCAUUUCGGGCGAGACAUUCCGAUACAUAAAAUUUUUGAUGAAGCGUAAAGCAAGUGAAGAAGUUUACCUGUUUUUAGCUACGAGGAUACCACUUUCACAAGUGCCUUUAUUACCAAGGAAGCAAUGACUCGGUUUACACCACAAAUAUUAUUUUAUAAAAUAAUCUUCACAAAGCCUUCCUUGAACCUACCUGUUUUUUUUUGUUUGUUUUUUCUUGAAGGGAAACAGGUUUCAUGAGAACCCAGACUAUAACUAGAAUUGGGUCCAAUGCAAACAUACAAUUAGAUAAUUUACUGCACUUUUCAAAAACAUGCGAACUAUGAGGUUGUGAUCGUAUCACUAAAAAUGCGUUUAACCCCCUCCAGCCGCCUAAGGCCCACCUAAAAAGCAGUUGCUCCUACGGGUCAAGUUCCCGAGUUGUGAUAGGGAUAUUUUCAGAUCUAUUUUUCAUGGGUCUGCUCUAAAGGAGCUGUUACGUUAAUUAUCUGUGAUAUAUGGCAAUGCAACACGAAAUCUGAACCUCGGAGUUCGCAUGUUCUAUAAAGACUCUUUAUAUUAAGGUCAUAGAUAUAAUCAAUUAUUUAAUGAGGCUAAAUGCAAAUAUAAGUUUAUCAACGUUGCUAA